AUGGAGUCCAUACUGUACUACACCUACAACUACACCACCAUGGAGCCUACGCUAUUCUUCCUCACAACCCUCAGCGCUCUGGUAGCCGCUGCCCCAGUCCACGCCUCCAACCCCCCUCCUCCCCUCCCCACAGCCUUCUACCCUGACCCAGUCUCUGGAUCUGGCUCCGGCCAAAUGGUGGACAACAUGCUUCCGGACAGCGACCUCCCAGGUGGCGGUAUUGCCUCCGGCCAAAUGGUCGACAACAUGCUUCCCGACAGCGACCUCCCCGGCGGCGGCAUCGGCUCCUCUUCUCCUCAGAUACCCGAUAAACGCGCCCUUGCCAACGCGGUUCCUGAUAAAUAUGACUCGUCUACGUACUACGACGCAGCUGCUGAGAAAGAAGCAGAGGAGCUGGCUCUUGUGCUAGACGCUGCGAGUGAGAAUGCCGCGGAGGACGAGAGUGCGGAUACCAACCUUAACGUGAAGAGGGGACCGGGAAUGGAAGGCAAAAGCGUGGAGGGGUGUAAGAAGAGGGGUGGGCCUGCACAGUGUGUGAAGUGUCAGAAGGAGUGGGAUAUGUACGUUUGA
Molecule: messenger RNA, 570 nt
Organism: Alternaria hordeiaustralica
Lineage: Eukaryota; Fungi; Ascomycota; Dothideomycetes; Pleosporales; Pleosporaceae
Exons: 2
Coding region: 1-570 (189 amino acids)
Source: RefSeq, a predicted model, not a curated record